Prunus mume (Japanese apricot) is the source of this 1647-nucleotide messenger RNA. RefSeq names its product RHOMBOID-like protein 1. Gene Ontology annotation, biological process: proteolysis. Gene Ontology annotation, molecular function: serine-type endopeptidase activity. Gene Ontology annotation, cellular component: membrane. The record is from RefSeq and is a predicted model, not a curated record. NCBI's taxonomy places the organism in Eukaryota, Viridiplantae, Streptophyta, Magnoliopsida, Rosales, Rosaceae.
UUUUAAUUUUUCCAUUUUUGUAACGCGACGUCACAGGUCCAAACGAACAGUGCCUUAAAGCUAAAGAAUUAGGUAGGCGCCACGUUUGUGUCGGCCAAAUGAAGCAGGGCAGUUCAAUUCAGGCCAACAGCUUCUCAACUGAUGAAAGUUGACUAAAGGCAGCCUCAUUUCCUGACUUUGUACUCCUAAAGCUCUCACCUUUUUCAUCGUCUCCUUCUUUACAUUCAUAUCCUCUGCAUCAAAAACCUUCAUCAAUUUUAGCUUUCAACCUAAUUCUUUGAUUCUUUGCCCACUUCAAUGGCGGCAGAGCCUGCAUCUUCAGGACCCCAAAUGAGAGUGAACUCCAGGCGGAGCUACAACGUGGUGCACCCAGUGGACGUAGAGACACCUCCACUACCUUCUCCGGCUCCAGCUUCGUCUCCUGAUGUGUAUCGAGAGGUCAAGCAUUUCAAGAAAUGGGUUGUUUGGCUGAUACCUGUUUUUGUUGUUGCCAAUGUUAUUAUGUUCAUCGUCACCAUGUAUGUCAACAACUGCCCCAAGAACUCGAUCAAUUGCAUUGCCACCUUCUUGGGUAGAUUCUCCUUUCAGCCUUUUAAGGAGAACCCUCUUCUUGGACCAUCAUCUUCCACGCUACAGAAGAUGGGGGCUUUAGAUGUAAAUAAGGUGGUUCACAGACACCAGGGGUGGCUUCUCAUCACUUGCAAUUGGUUACAUGGUGGUGUUUUCCAUUUAUUGGCUAAUAUGUUGAGCCUUUUGGUUAUUGGGUAUCGGCUAGAGCAAGAAUUUGGCUUCGUCCGGAUCGGGUUGAUAUAUGUCAUCUCUGGACUUGGUGGGAGUUUGUUGUCAUCGCUUUUCAUUCAAACAAACAUCUCUGUUGGUGCUUCUGGUGCUCUUUUUGGAUUGCUGGGAGCCAUGCUUUCUGAACUUAUCACUAAUUGGACAAUAUAUGCUAGUAAGUUUGGAGCACUUUUCACCCUCCUGAUCGUCAUAGCAAUCAAUUUGGCAGUGGGAAUUCUGCCACACGUUGACAACUUUGCUCACAUUGGAGGAUUUCUUUCGGGUUUUUUUCUCGGGUUUGUAUUUCUUAUCCGCCCCCAGUUCGGAUGGGUUAACCAAAGAUAUGGUCCUACGGGAUACGCAUCAUCUCAAGCUAAAUCGAAGUUCAAGACCUAUCAGUGCAUUUUGUGGGUCCUUUCUGUGAUCAUUUUAAUUGUUGGGUUUACUGUUGGCCUGGUUAUGCUUCUGCGGGGAGUUGAUGCAAAUAAACAUUGCUCUUGGUGUCAUUAUUUGUCCUGUGUCCCUACUUCAAGAUGGAGUUGCAAGACAGAGCCUGCAUACUGCACGUCAAGCCAGACGGGCAAUCAGCUCUUGUUAACAUGCUCAAGCAAUGGUAAGAACGGCACGUAUACAUUGGCAAAUGCAAGCAGGUCUCAGAUCCAGGGGCUGUGUUCUCAGCUUUGCAGUUGAUUUUUUGCGGUAGAGAUGAGGGGGCUUAGGGCGGCACGAGCUGCUUGCAUGUAUAAAGAUACAAUUUACGGAUUUGUUUUGUUAUGAUACCCUUGUUAUGCAUGUAUUCAUUUCAUUCUGUAAUAUUUGAUUCUUGAUCUUUACUAUGAAAUUUGAUUGAUUGCUCUGUUUUCUUUACAA